CCCAGUGGCAGACCGUCCAUCUCUUUUUAUUCUCUUCACACCACAGUAUCGUAUCGUAUCCUUCAGUUCUUUUUCUGCCCAACUACUUUUCUUUAUUACUGCGUGACGAUUCUUGAUGAGCGACGUACCUGCUCCUGGUUACCAGAGACCCGGCGGUCACGACGACUAUCCACCUUUUGGAGGAUACGAUGCAAAUCCAGAAAGUCAUUACAAUGCAUCAGAACAUGACGACGACCGCAGAAUAUCGAGAACUCCAAGUCCUACUCCCAGUGAAGAGGCAUUUUUGACGAGGAAAUCUGUAAUUAACUUUAAAGCAUUAACGAAUUGGAGGUAUUGGUUACGAAAAGAGUGGAUAUGGUACUACAUCAUAUUUAUCAUCAUCAUUGUUUUGGUUGCCCUCAUGAGCGUCUACGAAAAACAAAUCGUUCAUUGGAUUCAGCCCGCAGCCACUUGGAUGAAGAAUCUAAAAGUCGGAUUCCUUAUCCCCAUAGCAAUUUUCUUCAUCAUAUCAUUCCCCCCAUUGUUCGGUCAAGAAAUUCUUGCAAUUAUUUGUGGUGUCGUCUGGGGCUUAUGGGCUGGAUUUGGUAUUGUGUCUGCAGGAACCCUGUUAGGUGAACUCGGCAAUUUCUUUGCUUUCAAGUACUGGUGUGGUGCCAGAGGUGCAAAGAUUGAAAAGACUAGUAUAUUCUAUGCUUGUCUCGCCAGAGUUAUCCGAGAGGGCGGUUUCAAGAUUGCAGUCAUUGCAAGGUAUAGUGCUAUACCCGGUCAUUUUACCACUGCCAUCUUUGCAACUUGUGGCAUGAAUGUUUUAACGUUUACCAUUGCGGCUAUUUUAUCACUGCCAAAGCAAUUUAUGACCGUCUACAUCGGUGUACUCUUGGAAGAGUCUGGCACUGGAACUACCUCCUCAUCAAGCAAGACUGUCAGUGAUGUCGUUUUUGCUGUGACAUUUGUGGUUACUUCGGUGGCAAUGUGGUACAUCUUGCGGCAGGUCGCUCUGGUUAAAGUGGAUGUCAUCCAUGAUCGUCGUAAGGCUCGUCAAUCCAAGCUGGACCGUACAACGGGACUCUAUGGCACUUCCUUCGAAAGUACAAGCGUUUUUAAUCCAAGCGAAGCUGAAAUCCCCCUCAACCCAUCUGAUGCACCAUACGAUGCCCCUUACCAGCAAUGGGACGAUCAGGGCCGCGCAGUUGGAUACACUGGUGACCCACAAGUCUACGCUCCUCAGCCCCGAAGAGUCGAUAACCCUUUCGGAUCGGGGGGAGGAUUGACACCUAGUCGCACAGGCAGUAAUGCUGGCCAGACAAACACUGGUCUUGCGCAACCACCUCCUGGCGCGGCAGAACCUGCGAGGAGUCCUUACCGACAAGAGAGUACGGACACCGUUGGAUGGGAAAUACAAAAUAAUCCCUCUUCUUUCCCUCUCUCUCAAGUCGGCGGGGUUGCGUCGCCGCCUCCUAGACUCCCUCCCCUAUCAGAGCCGUAUGAGGAUCCAUUUUCAAGUUCUGUGACAUUGAGCCAGCCGACGUAUGCUCCACCUCCCGGACCACCACCCCAAUCUUUUGCGCAACCGCCAGCUCGGUUUACCUCGCCUACGGCUUCCCCAGUCAGCUCUCCUUCUAUGCCUUUGCCACCCUUUGGUGGGGCUCGAGGACCCAGCUCUCCAUCGUAUGCUUUCGGUGCUCCUGCUCAUAGCUAUGGCAGUAAUGCCCAGGGUGGUACCGGAUCUGCUGCACAGCGGACAUUUUCACCUCCGCCGCCCAGCUACCAGAGUGCAGACCUACGAUAAUAGGUGUGGAGCGCUAUGUAUCAUCAAAUUGAUUCAAAGUCUGACAUGUCCAUGGAGCGCUCGGCGUGUGUGUUUCCUUUUUGUUUUGUUCUAAUUCUACUUUACCCCACACUUUUGGACCCCGUCACGAGAUGGUCGUUUCUGUCGUUUCUGAUCCGUACAUGCGUUUCGCCACUUGGACUGUUUCUACUACAUAGUUAUACGUACGUAGACCUUUAGGCAUGGGCGUGAUUAUAACUUAUAUACCGACUUAUAUCGUCUUUUGGAAUUGCAAUGUCUAACUUGCUGUGGGACAUGAGUUUUAUGCAGAUGAGCGGGCCGCUGUAACUG
Messenger RNA from Serpula lacrymans var. lacrymans S7.9, 2119 nucleotides. RefSeq lists its product as uncharacterized. The record is from RefSeq and is a predicted model, not a curated record. NCBI's taxonomy places the organism in Eukaryota, Fungi, Basidiomycota, Agaricomycetes, Boletales, Serpulaceae. Bases 116 to 1789 code for a protein of 557 amino acids. The transcript is spliced from 8 exons.